GACAAAAUGGCGGCUGCGCUGCUGGCGCCCGGCUCUUAAAGGAGCCGCAGCACCUCGCGCCUGGCGGCCGGUGGAGACGACGAGCGGCUGUCGGAGGAAGAAGCGGGACGGGAGAGCGGCGCGUUGGGAGCCGCUGCCUUCAGUCGGGGCGCUCAGAGGCCGGCCUGCCUGCCGCGGCGCCGGCGGCGGCGAGCGGGAAGCACUGGAACGGCGUUACCAUGUCAACGCAGAUAUUGGUCAUAUGAUAUUCUGACCUUCUGGCGAUGAAGAAAGGCUCUGUAAAAAAAGCAUUAUAUAGGAAAACACUGACGACACCUUCUCGAACACCAAGUCCAAUGUCUCCUGUCAGCUCAAGUACCAGAUCUCCAUCUCCUUUGAGCCAACAGACAUCUCCAUCUCCUUGCAAAAGCACAGACCAGAAACACCAACAACUUGAUAAUACUGUGGAAAAUGUAGAAGCUGCUUUUGAGGAUAAGUUUCGUAAAGAUGAAAAUGGUGUCAGUCCAGGAGUGAGGUACAUUACUGAAGCCCUUAUCAAAGGUCUGUCAAAACAGGAAAAUUUGGCAUGGAUCAGCUCACUGAAUCUUUCUUCCCCAAGAGAUGGGGAUAAGAAAUUUAAGUACAUAGAAAACUUGGAAAAGUGCUCUAGACUAGAGACACUAAACCUUAGUAACAACCAAAUAGAGAAGAUUGAGAAGUUGGAUAAACUGGUGAAGCUGCGUGAACUCAAUUUGUCUUGCAACAAAAUCAGUAAAAUUGAAGGCAUAGAACACAUGCAGAAUCUACAAAAGCUGAACCUUGCAGGGAAUGAGAUUGAACAUAUUCCUGUGUGGGUGGGGAAGAAACUAAGAUCCCUGCGCAUCCUUAAUUUGAAGCAGAACAAAGUGUCAUCACUCCAUGAUAUAGCUAAACUAAAGCCCCUGCAGGAUCUGACCUCUCUGUUCCUCAGUGGUAACCCAGCUCUCAGUCUGCCUCACUACCGCUCGUACACCAUAUUCCACCUGAGAGCCCUGGAAAACCUGGAUGGGCAGCCAGUGACAAGGCAUGACAGGCAGGAAGCUCUGGAGAGGUUUAACUUGGAAGAGAUAGAAAAAUUAGAGAGAGAGUUGGAAAACACAGAAAAGGAGAUGGAGAACCUCAAACUCAAGCAGUCCAAAGUGCUUGAGCAGCUUCAACAUCAAGAUGAGGUCAACAAAUCAUUAAAAGAAAAGACUUUGCAACAGAAACAAAGCUAUGAAGACCUACAAAGGGACCUGGACACCAAAAAUGAAUUGCUGGUGUGUUGGUUUGUUACAGCUCCCUUUCCGCAGAGCCUUUAUUCCUCACUAAAGUUAAAGCAGAAGACAGUGGAGCUAACCCGAGCUUGCCAGAAGCAGUAUGAACUGGAGCAGGAACUGGCCUUCUAUAAGAUUGAUGCAAAAUUUGAGCCAUUAAAUUAUUUUGCAUCAGAGGAUGUUGAACUUGAUAAUGUACCUGGUGAAAGCCCAUACAUUGGGAAGGCCAGAUAUAAAAGGAAUAUGUUUGUAAGAGAAGGUUUCAUUGCUAACAAAGCUCAGCAUGUGGAAACUGGAAAAAUGCGACUAGACGAAAAUGACUUCUGUAGGAAACCCCACGUGGAAUUGCAGCUCCAAACUCUGGAUGAACUACUAGAGGGUAAAGAAAAAGAGAUUCAUUCAGCACAAAGAAGAUUAGAAGAACUGCAAAGUGCAAUAGGAAAUGCAGAGCAACAAGUUCUGAAAGUAACAGGGGAACUGCAACAACUGGAGGAUGCUCUGGCUCGGAAAAAAGUAUCACAGGCCAACAAGGAGGGUCUUGAACAGCAGUUGAGUGAAAAGAUACAAAUCCUGCAUCAGCUACGCAAGGAAGCUUUAGAGCUGGAGAAACAAAUAGAGAAACAGAAAAGAGAAAUAGAGAAGAAACAGAAAGAGCUUGAAGACUUGCAGGGUUCCCUUGCUACUGUAAAUCCUGAAGAUCCAAGACAUGCUCACAUGAAAGCUCAAAGAGCAAGUAAAGAGCAGCAGUUGGAUGUAAUGAACAAGCAGUACAAGCAGCUUGAGAGCCGCCUGGAUGAGAUGCUCUCUAGGAUUGCUAAGGAAACUGAGGAAAUCAAGGACUUGGAGCAACAGCUCACUGAUGGUCAAAUAGCAACAAAUGAAGCACUGAAAAGGGAUUUAGAAAGUAUUAUCAUUGGAUUGCAGGAAUACCUGGAAAGUGUGAAGUGUCAGGCAAAACAAGCCAAGGAUGAAUGUAAGGAGCUGCAGAAGGAUAAAGAGUCUUUGCUGCAAAGAUUGGCAGAUCUAGAGGAGGAAAGAAGCAACCUGGAAAUAGUUGCCAUGGAUGCAGAAAAUAUGAGGAAAGAGAUUACAGUGCUAGAGAGUGCACUGGCAGAGCAGCGAGAAAUAAACGAAUCACUUAGAGAUGCACAAGGGGAAAUCAGUGCCUAUGAGGCUGAGCUGGAAGCCCAGCUAAGAGACAGAGACACUGAAGCCAAACAGCGAAAAGAAGAACUGGAAAGACUGAAACAACUUAGCCAGAUGGAACUGUCAGCUCUACAAGCUGAACUUGAAAAAGAAAGGCAAGCAUUAGAGAAUGCUCUGACCAAAGCACAACUGGCAGAAGAGAAGGAAAAACAAAACUAUAAGCUUCUUUCUCAGUUCAGACAACUGCAGGGAGACAACAAUCUCCUGAAACAACAGCUUAAAGACCUUCAGAACCAGCUAAACCAUGCAGUUGGUAACUUAAUUCAUCCUGAGGAGGUCUUAACUCGCAUCAGUGAACUCAGGCAAAAGCUGCAGACAGGAGUUGGAGAGGUUAAAUGUCAGAAUUCAACUGAUGUUUUAGGGAAAAGCCUUGCAAACCUGCAGAAAGAAUUUGAUGACAUCCUUGCUGAUGCUCAGAGGGAAAAAGAGAAAGCACAGGCUAGACAGAGACAACUGCAGGAAGAAAUAGCAUCCCAGCAGGAAAAACUGGAAGAAGUGCAGGAGAAAUAUAGACAGGUUAAAGCUGAAAGCAGGCAAAAUAAGAACAAGGUUCAUCAGCUAGAGAAUGAAAUCCAACAUUUACAUGAAAAAAUAAAGAGCAUGGAAGAAAUUCAGGGCCUUGCUGAUCAACAGCUCCAAGAGGCAGAUGAGGAGAAGGAGACUAUUCUUGCUCAAUUAGAAGAUUUGGAGAAAAGGAAGAAAAUAGAAGAUGCCAGGGCACAAAUGCAAUUUGUCAGUCUAGAUAAAGAACUGAAGGAGCUAAAGAGAGCAGUCAUCACCUCAGAUAAGCUGGCAGCCACAGAGCUCUCCAUUGCUAAGAACCAGCUACAGGCUCUUCAUGGGACUGUCCUCAGAAUUAAUCAGGAGCGAGCUGAGGAGAUGGAGGAAGCUGAAAAGUUCUGUGCUGAGGCAGCUCGUGCAGCCCAGGAUCUUGCCAGAGCAGAAGCAGAAAUAGAAUUGUUACAAGAACUCCUCAAAGAGAAGGAAGAACAAUUUCAGCAUGAAAUGGGGAAAGCUGGUGAGAAGACUGUUGCAUCAAGCACUCAGAAGUUGGAAAUUGAUAAAUUAAAUGAAGUUAUGGAGCAACAAAAAGCAGAAAUUGAGCGUUUAAGGGGGUUGCUGGAUAAUAUGGGGACAGAUAACAAAGAUGAAAUUGACAACUUACUAGAUGAAAUUGCAGCACUCAGAAAUGUGCUUUCCUGCCAGAGUGAUUACAUCACCAGUUUAGCAGAUCCACUGAAAAGAAGAGGAUACUGGUAUUACAUCCCAUCAUCACAGGCUUCAACUCCUGCUUCCCACAGCACCAAAGAUUCUGGAGUUUGUUUACUGUGUUCUGGCACAUCCCCAGGCAGAAGAGGGUGUGGGCAGGACAGGCAGUGCAGGAGGGAAGGCUUGCCCAACCCAGGAGGACGUUGGGUUUACUCACCAGUCAGAAAUAGGUUGUACAAAACAAAUUCUGGUAAAGAUGGAAAAGCUAAAGAAGAUAGUGAAGGGAGUGAAGAAACUCGUGUUCCCAAAGAGCCUCCUUUUGUGCCGCCACCUGGCACAGUUAUUUACACUGUGCUUCCAGAUGGUGCCCCUGUUCCUCAGGGAACAGUGGUUUAUGGCCCUCCUCCUGCAGCAGCUAGUGGAGAUUCAGUUGCUCCUGGAUCUGUCAUCUAUGGCCCACCCCCUGUGGGAGCCCAGGUUGUUUGUGGCCCUCUUCCUCCACACUUCACAGUCCCUCUCAUUCCUCUGGGAGUGCUGCACUGCAACGUGCCUGAACAUCAUGAUUUGGAGAGUGAAGUCUCAAGGCUGGAGGACACUGUGUAUUAUUUAAAGUCUCGGAAAUACAAAGAAAAAUGGGCAGAGGAAGCUGAGCAUAAAUGCAAAAAAGAAGUGGAAAAACUGCAUCAAAACAUUGAAGAACUUCUGCAGGAAAGAGAAGAGUUGGAACAUGAAUUAACAGAGCUACAAAGAGCAGCUCAAAAACGUAACAAGCGCAGGGACUUUAUUGAAGGGUACACUGACAACCUUGCUGCAGAAUUGCAGUUAGAGAAGUCUCUUAAACAUCAGAAAGAUCUUGCAGAUGAAAUGGAAUGUUUAGAGCAGACCCUUCUGAAGCGCCGGGCGGAGCUCAGAGAAGCAGACCGGCUGCUUGCAGAAGCUGAGGUGGAACUUGAGAGCACACGGGGGAAGACUAAAGACACUGUUCAGAAGUACAACCAUGUCAAGCAGCAUCUGUCCCGGGCUGAGAUGGAGGCAAAGGAGCUGGAGCGAAGGGCUCGGGAAAUGGCCAUGAAACUUGUGAAGGCAGAUCAGCAACUGAGGUUGUUACAGGCAGAUACGAGGGAUUUAGAACAGCGCAAGAGGGAGCAGGAAGGAAUUCUGAAGGAAAUUAACAAAAUGGUGGCUGCAAGAGACUCCGAGUUCCAGUCAUUAAACCAGAAGAUAGAAAUGCUAACGGAAAGUCUUCAGAAGCUUCAAGGAGAUAUUAAAGUUGCAGAAGGUAAUGAAGAACAUCACCUCCAAAUCCUUGGAGAAGCUGAAAAGCUGCUUCAAGGCAAGAAAACUGAACUGGAAAGAUUAAAAGAUCAGGUCACUGCUCAGCAACAGGAGCUCUUGUUUCUGGAGGAGCAGUUAACCCGAAGAAAGGAGGAGCUCCGUGUCCUUCAGGACUGUAUUUCUCAAAAGAGAGGUGACCUCAAAGAAGCACUUCGAGAUGGAGAGGCUGAAGCAAACGAAAAACUACGCCAAAUAAGGGAAAUAAAAAGACUUCUGGAAGAGCUUAAUGUUGAGAGGAAAGAACUGGAUGUCCAGAUUAAUGAGAAAAGAGCACAGCUUUCAUUCAUAAAGAAGGAUAUUGGAAAAGAGGAAGAAAAUCUUCAAGGAAUACUUGGGCAAAUUACCAGGCAUAAAACAGAACUGAAACAUGUUCUGGAAAUGCUGGAGCUUGAAAAUAAUGAACUUCAAGGUCUGAAACUACAACAUGACCACAAAGUCAAUGAGCUAGAAAAGGCUCAGGUUGCAAUUCUAGAAGAGAAGUUGAAACUGGAGAAUAUUCAGAGAGUAUUUCAGAGUCAGCAAGGGGAAGUGGACUGGCAGGAACAACUUCUUGAGAGAGACCGGCAGGAGAACGAGCAUCUGGUUUCUCAGCUGCACACUCUGCAAAAUGACAUUGAGGCUUUGAGUAAAGAAAAGGAAAAGCUUGAAGAAGAUUGUCAGAGUUUGGAAAAGAAGUUGUCACAAACCAGAAGAGACUUAAGUGCUACUGAAGACACCAGCAGAACUGCCUUGUCCAACGUAGAAAAAAUGGAACUGGAUGUUAGAAACCUGCAGCAGGAGGUAGAUCUACUGAACAAACAAAAAAAAUCACUACAUGGAGAUAUUGUUGUUGUACAGAAGGAUCUUCAAGAAAAAAAAGAAGAAUUAGAAACACUGAAGACAGAAUUAAAUUAUUCCAGGCAACAGCUCCAGCUGGUGGAACAGGAUUUGAAAAAUAAUACAAGACAUCAGGAUGAGCUGCUUAGAGAGCAGGCAACCCUGAAAGAAGAUAUCCUGGAGUAUUUAAGGAAACGUAAGGAUUGCCAAGAGAGACGGAAAAAGAGGGAGAACCAACUGCAGCAGCUCCAGAGAGAGAUCAAGGAGAAGGAAGCAGAACUGGCCAAACAAGAAGCAAUUCUUCAGCACUUGAAGCAAAAUUCAGAUCAUGAAGGAAAAAAACUGGAGGAAUAUAGUGUUAAAGUGAAGGAUCAGAAAAUACUAUGGGAAAAGGAACUCUCAGAGCAACAAAAGAAACUGGAGCAGGCAGUAGCAAAAGUAAGGCUGGCAGAAGAAAACCUUGGGAAGCUGGAACAGGAGGAGUCCCGAUAUGAAUCACUUGAAGAAUCAGUCAGAAAAAGCAAACAUCAGCUCUCAGAGAAAGAAUUACAAUUGCAACAGAAAAAUAGAGAAAUAGAGUCUCUUCAAAAAGAACUGGAAGUCUCCAAGUCUGAGCUAAACCAUCUCCAAGAUCAGAUUGCAUCAGAGAGGAAAAAAGCAGAAAAAAAAAUCUUGAGUCUGAAAGAAGCAAUGAAAGCACAAAGGAUGCAGCUUGAAAGAAAAUGGCAGGAACAAAAGCAUGAAAAUAACUGCUUGCAGAGUGACACAGCAUCUGCAGAACAAGAAGCACAGAAUAACCAUGAACAAGCCAAGUUCCUUACGAAGGACCUUGGCCAGAUCCAGCAGGACUACGUGGAUCUCCAAAGCCAGGUUAAAACUCAACAAGACCUGGAAAAGAGACAAAGGGAAAUAGAGAACGCAGCAACGUUGCUUAAACUGGAGGUUGAAGAUGAAAUCAGGAUGGGGUUCAAAUGUCCCAGCGCAUCUUUGGAACUGCUGGAAGAUGUGGAAGCACAGUCUGAAGCAGAGGCUGGGCUGCAGUGUGACUCUGAUAACUCAGAGGAGGCUGCUCCGUUUGCUGCUGCUGGCAAGAGACUCCUCUCAUUGGAAGAAAAGUUGGAUUUUUCUGAAGUCUUCUUAAUGGAUGAGCAGUGGCGCCGGGAGGCUCUGCGGGAGAAACUGCAGCACCACGAAGACCGGCUGAAGGCCCAGCUCCAGCAGAGCUUGUCCAAGCAAGUGGAAGUAUUGCUCAGAAGAAAGCAGCAGACAGAAGGCACCCUGCACAGCCUGAAGAGACAAGUGGAUGCCCUAGAUGACCUUGUCAGCAGCUCUUCUUCAGAUUCACUGUUUCUAACCCAAAGCUCAAGCCUGCUGUCUUUCCAUGAUGCUCUGAAUUUAACAAAAACCCAGGCUCCCCUGUCAGGCCUCGUGCGCUUCCCCGGUGGGCGGGCGGGCGUUCCCGUGGUGCCGCGGUCCUGCUCGGGAGGAGUUUCUCUGUGAAGCCCAGAGGUGACAGGACUGAACCUCAUAAGGUCGUGCAGGUUGAGUUGUGUGGGCAGGAGGUGGUGGCAGCCCAGGGGCAGGGUUGGGUUCCGGGCCUUGUUGUCCAUUUCCAGUGAAAAACAUUCCUGUGGUUGGUGUCCCAGAACUUGAUGCUGCUUUUGCUCCUAGAUGUGUAUUUCCACCAUCAGUUACCACCUUUGAAGGCUUCUACCUCACAAUUUUACAAGCCUUUUCUAAAAAGGUAUUUGCCACCACUAGCAAAGGGCUGGCAGCAGGGCCUGCUCCGUACUGUGACAUUUUUGUAAGACUAAAUAACAGCUUUAUGUAUAUAAGGGUUUUUUUAAAUUAUUUUACAUGUUUCUAUUAAAUCUUAUUUGUCAGUUUCCACUUUUACUUAAAACUUGUAAGAGGGAAGAGUUGUCCAUUUACCUGUUGUCAAAUGCGUGGAUGUUUUCAGUACAAUUAUUUUUGAGUACUUCCUUAAAAUAAACUUCAGUUACUGAUGUUUGGUUUUA
Messenger RNA from Apus apus (common swift), 7858 nucleotides. RefSeq names its product centriolin (gene CNTRL). NCBI's taxonomy places the organism in Eukaryota, Metazoa, Chordata, Aves, Apodiformes, Apodidae. Gene Ontology annotation, molecular function: protein binding. Bases 264 to 7340 code for a protein of 2358 amino acids. The transcript is spliced from 44 exons. The record is from RefSeq and is a predicted model, not a curated record.